AUGGCGCUGGACAUUAUUCCCCCGACGCCCCAAGCGAGAGUCCAGGAGAGUGGCUCCCAAGCCACUUCCGUGCACGAUGUGGACAACCCAGUUCUUUUCGAGGCGUUCGAGUGGAACCUGCACAGUGAACACCAACACUGGAGACGACUACGGGCAGCGCUGCCGGGACUGAAAUCAAUCGGGAUCGAUAGCUUGUGGUUGCCGCCUGGGAGUAAGGGGCGAGACGCUGAGAGCAAUGGGUAUGAUAUUUAUGAUGCGUACGACUUGGGCGAGUUCGACCAGAAGGGUACCGUGCCGACCAAGUGGGGGUCUAAGCAGGAUCUCGUGAACCUCGCGGCGGAUGCCCGGGCGUUGGGAAUGGGGUUGAUAUGGGAUGCGAUUCUCAACCAUCGAGCUUUUGCCGAUACUACUGAGACGGUGAAAGUGGUCGAGGUAGAUCCAAGGGUUGUGCGCCGCCCAGAUCGGCGAGUUGACAUUACAGAGCCGUACGAAAUCGAGGCGUGGACCAAAUUCAACUUUGCUGGGAGAGGGGGGAAAUACAGUAAAUUCACCUACAACAAAAAUCACUUCAACGGAACCGACUGGAACCAAACAAACCAGAAGAGGGCCAUCUACCGGUUUAUCGAAGACGGCAAGGACUGGGCGCAAGACGUGGGGACAUUGCAAGGCAAUGCCGAUUACCUCAUGUUGGAAAACCUCGACUAUACGAACCCGGAAGUCGUGCAAGAAACCAACGAAUGGGGUAAGUGGAUCAUAAAAGAACUGCGACUCCAGGGGUUCCGGCUGGAUGCGGUGCAGCACUAUUCACGCAAUUUCGUCAACAACUGGGCCAAGCUGCUGAAAGCAAAGAUGGAUCCGCGGUUAUUUUUCGUCGGGGAGUUUUGGCAUGGGGAUGUGCACAUGUUGACGCAGUGGCUGGAUCACAUGAGUCCGCAUUUCUGUCUUUACGAUGUGCCGCUCAUGUAUCACAUUGCUCGUCUUUCUACGCGAGAGGACACGGACCUGAGGGUGGUAUUCAACAAUACGCUGGUAGAGGCAAGACCGCAGAACGCCGUGACAUUCAUCCGCAUCCAUGACACCCAACGCGGCCAAGAGAUGGACACUCCCAUAAACCGCUCCUUCACACCGCACGCACACGCCCUGAUCCUCCUCCGCCGCGACGGCCGCCCCUGCGUCUUUUUCGGCGACCUUUACGGUAUCGGCCGUCCGUAUCCCGAGCCACCUACUUGUCGGGGCAAACUGCCCGACUUGUGUCUAGCCCGGAAGUUGUACGCUCAUGGCCCACAGGUGGAUCAUUUUGAUAGGCAUGACUGCAUUGGCUGGGUACGGCAGGGCACUCGGGAGAAGCCGAGCGGCAUGGCUGUGAUUCUCAGUUGGGGUCGGGAGACGCACCACCACGAGGCUCAGGAGCAGCCAGUGCUUUCCAUGUGCGUGGGGCGCCAGCACGCGGGCCAGGUCUGGACGGAUGUCCUGGGGUUCGAGGGCGCGGCCGUUGUUAUUGACGAAAACGGAUUUGGAAAUUUCACCUGCCAGUACAAUAGCAUGGCGUGUUUUGUGAACGCAGAGGCCGAGGGCAGGGGGAGGUUUCCCGUGAGUUUUGAGUCGGACUUUUUCAGGCCGAGGGUGCCGGCCGCUUUGGUGACGAUGCCGCAUGGAGAUGGAUUGUCGCAUCUUUGA
Pseudomassariella vexata is the source of this 1677-nucleotide messenger RNA. RefSeq names its product alpha amylase. The record is from RefSeq and is a predicted model, not a curated record. The coding region runs from base 1 to 1677 and encodes 558 amino acids. Gene Ontology annotation, biological process: carbohydrate metabolic process. The transcript has 3 exons. Gene Ontology annotation, molecular function: hydrolase activity, hydrolyzing O-glycosyl compounds; calcium ion binding. Lineage: Eukaryota; Fungi; Ascomycota; Sordariomycetes; Amphisphaeriales; Pseudomassariaceae.